This is a messenger RNA of Leptonychotes weddellii (Weddell seal), 617 nucleotides long. The record is from RefSeq and is a predicted model, not a curated record. Lineage: Eukaryota; Metazoa; Chordata; Mammalia; Carnivora; Phocidae.
CCUCUCCAAGGAAGCUAAUGGAGAAGACUCAACUGAAAGUAAAAGUGCCUUGGGCCAAGGUUUCAACAGACCUCACCAAAAUGCCGUCUCAAAUGGAGCACGCCGUGGAAACCAUGAUGUUCACGUUUCACAAGUUUGCUGGGGAUAAAGGCUACUUAACAAAGGAGGACCUGAGAGUACUCAUGGAAAAGGAGUUCCCUGGAUUUUUGGAAAAUCAAAAAGACCCUCUGGCCGUGGACAAAAUAAUGAAGGACCUGGACCAGUGCCCAGAUGGCAAGGUGGGCUUCCAGAGCUUCUUCUCGCUAAUUGCUGGGCUCACCAUCGCAUGCAAUGACUAUUUUGUAAUACACAUGAAGCAGAAGGGAAAGAAGUAGGCAACAUCGAGCAACACUCCCGCCCACCCAAUGAGAGUUUUCCUGAAGGGUCUCUUUAGGAAUCUGUCCCACAGCUUCCCCCUGUAUAAAGGAUUCCAUGAGCAGAUGGGGACCCUCAGAAAUGUACAAAUAAAAUCCAACCCCCAUUUGAGAAGCGAGAAAGAGAAGUCAGAUAAGCUUUUGAUUUUUAUAUUGCUUGCACCCUCUUGCCCUCAAUAAACAAAUUCCUUUUUUAGUUCCUCA